Parasteatoda tepidariorum (common house spider) is the source of this 525-nucleotide messenger RNA. RefSeq lists its product as uncharacterized. The record is from RefSeq and is a predicted model, not a curated record. NCBI's taxonomy places the organism in Eukaryota, Metazoa, Arthropoda, Arachnida, Araneae, Theridiidae.
GCGAAAAUGGUAUAUAAAAAGAACGAUUUCAAUGUUACUUUGAAGGAAAAUGAAUUUUUUAAAGACAUUAUUGUUAACAUGCUGCGCGUGUGUGGUUCAUGCUGCAGAUUCACCGAUAAAGCAGAUGAUUUGCUCAAAAAAUGAACAAAUCAAAAAUUCUGUGCUACAAUGUCUUCAGUUAGUGCCAAGUAGUUUUUCUGAAUCAGUUGAGAGUUGCAAUCCAGGAGUAAAAGUGAAUGAAAACUACUCACAGUAUUUGACAUUUUUUUGCAAUCUUAACGAAGCUGAAAAGAAACAGUCAGAAAAUUGUGUGAAGAAGAAGAUGAGAGAAAAAGGGGAAUCUCUGUUAAAAAUUGCGAUGCCCCUUUUGAAAUGCUUUCAGAACAUAAAGACUUGAUGUUUCGGACCCACAAAACUCGAUUGAGAAAUUGCAUUGAUGUAUAACGAAGCUCUGCACUUGUUCCUUGUUAAGUUUUAUUUUUUGAUAGAAGCAAUAAAAAAACUUUUUUCUUUUAAAAAAAAAAA